CACCGAAUGAAGAGAAAUGAGGACGUUACAUGCCAUGCCAUCUUGACUGCUUUCAGGAACAGCAGUUCAUUAGGCAGUGUCCCACACCGGCAGCGCAGUGCUGACGUCUGUGCAUUGUAGCCUAGGAUUAUGUGUGCAAUCAAAGUGGAUUUAGCCCGUGCAGGUUGAUGCAUGCAGUCUUGGUGGUGCUGUGCGCUUGCACCGGAGAUUUCCACGGGCUCUGAAUGACUAGGCUAUAGUAUACCUUUCGCCCGGCUCAUCAGCAUCAUUGAGACGCCCUCGUUGUCCAUCAUGGACGAAGUGCCCAGUUUGGUGAAAAUCGGCGUCUCUUUGAAAAUCCAACCCGGUGACGGGCCGGUGUAUUUCAAAGUCGACGGUCAGCGAUUCGGGCAAAACCGGACCAUCAAGCUGUUAACGGGAGCGAAGUACAAGAUCGAUAUUAUGCUAAAGCCUGGGAUUGUAUCAGCAAAGUCGAUGAUGAUUGGGGCUGUACUUAUCCCCCUAGAAGAGAAAUCGAGGAACCCACAAGUGGUGAAUUAUACUGGGAUCUAUGACACUGAAGGAGUGGCUCACACGAAAAGUGGGGAACGCCAGCCUCUACAAGUCAACAUUCAGUUCAAUGACAUUGGCACCUUUGAGACUGUGUGGCAAGUGAAGUUCUACAAUUAUCACAAACGGGAUCACUGCCAGUGGGGGAACAGCUUUGGCAGCAUCGAGUAUGAGUGUAAACCCAACGAGACUCGCAGCCUGAUGUGGAUCAACAAGGAAAUGUUUACCUAAGAUGCAGUAUUAGGAAAUAUCACUUUAAACAUUGGCCUAGACAAAUUAUCAUUGUCUAUCUAAUAAAUGAAAAACCCAAGCCUUAACAUAGACACAUUUGGGUUGAAUUUGCGCAAUAUGCUAUUGGUAUUGAAAACAUUAGUACUCAUGUGUAAUUGAUUUUCUUACCAUUUAUGAGGGAGUUUAUCCAAGUAUUUCAAAUGGAUGAGGAAUUUGAUACACAUGUAUUUGAUAUAAACAUUAUCAGAUUUAUGCUAAUAUCACUCAACAGAAUUUAAAUUCCAAUAUCUUAAUUCCGUUACUAACAUUUACAUUAUGAGACAAUAGUUAGGAGAGUAAAUCAUUGAAAAAUGUCUUUGGGUAAGUUAAUGUACAAUGUUUUUUGUCUAUUAUCCUAACCAGCUAUUCAGAACAUAUAUUUAUUUGAGGUAGCAGUUAGUGAUUUUAAACUUGUUCCUAAUAUUAUACAAUAUGAUCUCAUCUGCACUGUUAGAUGAGAGAGUAAAUAAUUCUGUAACAGCAUUCCUUUUACGUUGUUCUCAAAAAUAGACUGAAUGGGAUGCUACAUUUUGUUACUUUACUUGUGCUGAAUAUUUUUUGGUCUACCUCUGAUUGAUGCUAGUGAUCUGGUGAUGAACUGUGGGAGUAAGCAAUGUCUGUGUUAGCUGAGUUACAAUUUGAAUAAAAAAACUAGCUUAAAAUAUUCAUGAUAUGCAAUGACUUUUUGUGUAUUUACUAUUCAAUAUAUUUCGUAAAUUAAGAUUUAAGGAUUUAUGUUGUGUUGCAGUGUAAAGUCACAGAGUUUGUAUAAUAGAUGUGACUAUUCUUUUGUAAUGUUUCCUGGUUGGUUUGGUCAGUAAUGGGAGGGAAAUGUAAUAUGUAUUAUUUGUUGAUGAUAUGCUAUAAGAACAAUUGUGUAUGCAUCAAUAAGCCCAGGCAAAUUAAAUCCUUUUUUAGAUAUCUUCUUCUUCUUCUUCUUAAACCCAUCACCCCUACUGGGGCAUAGGCUGCUAACAGCAGCUCAUCAGAGUCCCCUGUCCUGAACUUAAGUUUGAUUGGCCCUGUGGCUCCUGCUGUCACCACAUGACUUCAUGAAUCUUCAAAGCAACGAUCCUUACUCUUCCAGAGAUACGGUGUUUGGAGUUUGUGUAGCUCUGGGCUUUUAUGGGAUGGGGUUUUUAGCCCCAUGCCCACCUCUCUUCCUUUUACAGCCAGGCUUGGGACCAUCCAUGCUGGAGGAUUUUUAGAUAUCUAGUACCAGUAAUUAAAAUAUUGUUAUGUAUAAACACUGCUUUAUUAACUUUGCUGGUAUUGAAAUGGAAAAUAAACAGAUUUCCAGAGACAACAAUCUUUGGUUACCUCGCCACUUCUUAUGUUUUG
This is a messenger RNA of Mobula hypostoma (lesser devil ray), 2160 nucleotides long. It is a transcript of the gene cnrip1b, whose product is annotated as cannabinoid receptor interacting protein 1b. The transcript has 3 exons. Lineage: Eukaryota; Metazoa; Chordata; Chondrichthyes; Myliobatiformes; Myliobatidae. Gene Ontology annotation, molecular function: type 1 cannabinoid receptor binding. Gene Ontology annotation, cellular component: plasma membrane. The record is from RefSeq and is a predicted model, not a curated record. Gene Ontology annotation, biological process: negative regulation of signaling receptor activity. The coding region runs from base 292 to 780 and encodes 162 amino acids.